AUGGAGUCGAAAAAUCGAGCGUCUGCCUCUGCAUUUGGAUUUAUCGGUGUUUUUAUUGCUGUUCUCUUGUGUCUAUCGAUUGUUGUUGAUAUGAUGUCGUUCAAAAGAUUAUCGUUUCUAGAAGUUGCAGAAAGCAGACACGGAAUAAAAAUGAAAGAGAUAAUGAGGAACAAAGAGGCUUCGGAAUGA
Molecule: messenger RNA, 189 nt
Organism: Encephalitozoon intestinalis ATCC 50506
Lineage: Eukaryota; Fungi; Microsporidia; Unikaryonidae
Exons: 1
Coding region: 1-189 (62 amino acids)
Source: RefSeq, a predicted model, not a curated record